Messenger RNA from Penaeus monodon (black tiger shrimp), 1079 nucleotides. Its product is annotated as S phase cyclin A-associated protein in the endoplasmic reticulum-like. The coding region runs from base 177 to 1049 and encodes 290 amino acids. The record is from RefSeq and is a predicted model, not a curated record. The transcript has 7 exons. NCBI's taxonomy places the organism in Eukaryota, Metazoa, Arthropoda, Malacostraca, Decapoda, Penaeidae.
GUCCUUUUAUGCUUGCAAAAGGAUUUGCGUAUAAAAGAAUAUUUAACUUAAUUUUCGUGAAUUAUCGACUGACGAUCCCGCAGCUUCGGAAGACUUGUGAUGAGAGCGACAGAAGUGCCCAUGUCAAGUGCAGAUAAAUAAGAGAAUAAGGUGACAUGUAAGGAACUCCAGUCAUCAUGAAGGGAGGGAGUGAAGACCAGCCAAAUGUAGAUUCUCAGGAGGAGGUAGUAGAACGUGUGAAGGCUCGCCUGCAGGAGGAAGGGCGAGAAGCACGAAACCUUGUGGCAUAUUCCUUACCCAUACAGGACCCUCCUCAGCCUGAUGCUGGCAUACGGCAUAGAGAGGUCAAAAGAGUUGUGGAAAUGACACCUAGACGGGGAUCAAAGCAGGACAAACGACCGCGAUCAGCAUCUGCAGGUCGAGACCCUCAAGCAAGUCUUCGGGCUCGUCACUGGGGAUUUCUGUUCAGAAAUUUACAGCAGGCAGUGGAUGAGAUCUACCAGACAUGUGAAGAUGAUGAAAGCAUUGUGGAAUGCAAGGAAGCAAUUUUGAUGUUGGAAAGGUACACUAGUGACUUUCAGAAACUAAUUGAAUGGCUGAAACUGAAAUGGGAGUACGAACACACACCGCCACCACAGCGACCAAAUUCACUGACAUGGGAGAUUAGAACAUCCUCACCUGGGAAGGCUUUACAGUCUGACCGAAAGAUCCUAACUCUGAAUGAUGCAAGAAGAGCCCUGACAUUUGACCUGAAACCUGAGAGAAUAGGCCUGAUGAAUGGUAAUGCUGCUGCUUUGGAGAAGAUGGUGGAUAAGUUAAACUCUGCUAAACUUGCACAAGAAGGAAGAGGUAAUGAUGCACGCUUGCUAUCAGGGAAGAAAACACCUCCAAAGCCUGUUAUCAUAGUGCAUGAGGCAAGUAUUGAAGAGCAUUUGGAAGAAAAUACUGCUGUUCCAAAAGUGAGGAACAGUGACAUUGCUGAAGCCUCAGCCAAUUGUGAAGUUGAGAUGGAAUGGGAAAAGAUCAGUGGAGGGAGUGGGGAAAAAUAAAGAAGAUAAUUUAAAAGAAAAUGAGUGUAA